Neopsephotus bourkii (Bourke's parrot) is the source of this 1575-nucleotide messenger RNA. It is a transcript of the gene ANXA5, whose product is annotated as annexin A5. The record is from RefSeq and is a predicted model, not a curated record. Gene Ontology annotation, biological process: negative regulation of coagulation. Lineage: Eukaryota; Metazoa; Chordata; Aves; Psittaciformes; Psittacidae. Gene Ontology annotation, molecular function: calcium ion binding; calcium-dependent phospholipid binding. Gene Ontology annotation, cellular component: cytoplasm. The transcript has 13 exons. The coding region runs from base 16 to 1080 and encodes 354 amino acids.
GUGCUUAUUUUACUGAUGUUCUUAGUUGGAAGCUCACCUCGGUCAGCUAAAGAAGUGCUUGCUUUACAAUUCAACUCGGAUUCGGACUCAGCCCCGGCUCGGCGAAUACCAGAGAUGGCGAAGAACACAAGAGGCACUGUGACAGCCUUCUCUCCUUUUGAUGCCAGAGCUGAUGCAGAAGCUCUUCGUAAAGCUAUGAAGGGACUGGGGACUGAUGAAGAAACUGUUCUGAAGAUCCUUACCACCAGAAACAAUGCUCAGCGUCAAGAGAUUGCAGCUGCCUUUAAAACCUUAUUUGGCAGGGAUCUUGUAGAUGACCUGAAAUCUGAACUUACUGGCAAAUUUGAAACACUGAUGGUAUCUUUGAUGAGACCAACAUACAUUUUUGAUGCUCAUGCACUGAAGCAUGCCAUCAAGGGAGCAGGAACCAAUGAGAAAGUGUUGACUGAAAUUCUGGCCUCCAGAACACCUGCAGAAGUGAGGAACAUUAAACAGGUUUAUCUGCAAGAGUAUGAGGCCAACCUGGAGGAUAAGAUCACAGGAGAAACAUCAGGCUAUUUUCAGAGACUGCUGGUGGUUCUGCUGCAGGCAAAUAGAGAUCCUGAUGGCAGCAUCAAUGAGAGUCUUGUUGAGCAGGAUGCUCAGGUUUUGUUUAGAGCUGGGGAGCUGAAAUGGGGAACAGAUGAAGAAAAAUUCAUCACCAUCUUGGGAACCCGAAGCGUUUCUCAUUUAAGGAGGGUGUUUGACAAAUACAUGACUAUUAGCGGCUUUCAAAUUGAAGAGACCAUUGACCGUGAAACCUCUGGUGAUUUGGAGAAGCUGCUCUUGGCAGUUGUGAAAUGCAUUCGAAGCGUACCUGCCUAUUUUGCUGAGACUCUGUAUUAUUCCAUGAAGGGGGCUGGCACUGAUGAUGAUACCUUGAUCAGAGUCAUGGUUUCAAGGAGUGAAAUUGAUCUGUUGGAUAUUAGACAAGAAUUGAGAAAGAAUUUUGCAAAAUCACUGCAUCAAAUGAUUCAGAAAGAUACGUCUGGGGACUACAGGAAAGCACUGCUGCUCCUUUGUGGUGGAGAUGAUGAGUAAUGGUGGCAGUAACAUGAAGGAUUUGUUGUACUCCAGCUUCGCAGCCCUUCAGUUAGCAUGUUUAGCUACGUUUUUGUAUCUUAAUGCUUUCUGGCUGUUUGAAUUUGUACUAGUAUUGCACUUACUAAAAAUGAGUGUAUUGUUACCCAAGUGAUAGCUGAUCCCUCCUCCUCCUGCCAUCCCAACUUCAAGGAAUUUCAAGUGCCUUCUGUGAUAUGUGAGAGUCAUAUUCAUGGAAGAUGGGUAGUGAGCACAGAACGCGGUUCUUUGCAAGUAUUCUGCUGAAGUAAGAAAAAAAUAAUCAUGUAUUUCACUAACAAUUUGAAGAUUAUCUUUUUUUUGCAUUAAUUCCUUCCAUUUCCACUGAACAUUAAGCUAGCUCUAACGUUGCAAAUGAAGAGAAGAUAUAUUCGUAUGUAAUAUUUGAAUGAAUUUGCUAAACAUAAUGCAAACAAUCACUGGAAAUCCAGAGGACCAAUAAAUUUUUUCUGUCUC